Elgaria multicarinata webbii is the source of this 576-nucleotide messenger RNA. RefSeq names its product interleukin-20-like. The record is from RefSeq and is a predicted model, not a curated record. The coding region runs from base 84 to 341 and encodes 85 amino acids. The transcript has 4 exons. NCBI's taxonomy places the organism in Eukaryota, Metazoa, Chordata, Lepidosauria, Squamata, Anguidae.
UCUUACAGAGAUCAUAUUCUCUUCAAAAUACCAAGUCUGAAGACAAGUGUUGCUUCUUUCAUUACUUGCUGAAAUUCUACCUGAUGCAUGUCUUCAAUCAAUGCAGGGAAGAAAGCAACAUUCAUCAAAGGACGGUCAGCCGCAUUGCCAACAACUUCCUUAGCAUCAAGAAGGAACUGACUCUUUGUGACACUGUCACAACAUGCCCCUGUUGGAACGAAGCCAAUCAUAGACAUGAACAAAUCCUGAAUCAGUUUCGGCAGAUGGACUCUCACUCUGCAGCACUGAAAGCCCUUGGGGAGCUUGACAUCCUAUUGGACUGGAUUGACAAGACUGACUAGAGAAGAACUAAGCAUAAAAGUGGGCCAUGCAGCAGAGCUGAGAUGAAUUUAACCCUGUGAACCCUGGGGGGAGGGGAAAUAAUCUGCUAACACUGGUAUCAAAUAUCUGCCAAAUAGUCAUUAUCUGAUACAUGGUGUUGAUAGUAGACAUCUGACAAUAUUUAUUAUAUCCAAUUAUUUAUGGGUUAGACCAAAAGGUGUCUAAAGGUACAAACCUAUGUAUGUUUAGAGAGAG